Messenger RNA from Mobula hypostoma (lesser devil ray), 630 nucleotides. RefSeq names its product cerebellin-1-like. The transcript has 3 exons. The coding region runs from base 1 to 630 and encodes 209 amino acids. Gene Ontology annotation, molecular function: protein binding. NCBI's taxonomy places the organism in Eukaryota, Metazoa, Chordata, Chondrichthyes, Myliobatiformes, Myliobatidae. The record is from RefSeq and is a predicted model, not a curated record.
AUGCCAGGAGCCAAACGCCCCGGGGAGACCCUUGCCUCCCUCCUCACCGCCCUCUUCCUCCUCGUCUUCCUCGCCCCCCGCCGGGCUCGCUCCCAGAACGAGACGGAGCCCCUGGCACUGGAGGGGAAGUGCUUGGUGGUGUGUGACUCCGAUCCGCAGGCCAGCCCGAGGAAGGGGAUGGGGGGAGAGGGGGCAUCCCUGGGGAUGUCGGUUCGUACCGCCGGCGUCAGGGCCGCCUUCUCCGCCCUGCGGGGAACCAACCAUGAGCCAGCGUCGCCCCCCAAUGGGUCUGCCUCCGUCCGAUUUGAUCAGGUCUUGGUGAACAUCGGCCGGCACUUCAACCGGGAGCUCAGCGUGUUCGUGGCUCCACAGAGGGGCGUCUACAGCUUCACCUUCCACGUGGUCAAAGUGUACAACCGUCAGACCAUCCAGGUGAGCCUGAGUGUGAAUGGCCGGCCGAUCAUCUCCGCCUUUGCCGGCGACCAGGAAGUGACCCGUGAGGCGGCGACUAAUGGCGGGCUGGUUCACAUGGAGAAGGGUGACCGGGCCUCGCUCCAGCUGGAGCAGGGGAGCCUCGUAGGUGGCUGGAAGUUCUCCACCUUCUCUGGCUUCCUGGUCUUCCCACUGUAA